Triticum dicoccoides is the source of this 2820-nucleotide messenger RNA. RefSeq names its product ATP-dependent DNA helicase DDM1-like. Lineage: Eukaryota; Viridiplantae; Streptophyta; Magnoliopsida; Poales; Poaceae. Bases 65 to 2494 code for a protein of 809 amino acids. The record is from RefSeq and is a predicted model, not a curated record. The transcript has 13 exons. Gene Ontology annotation, molecular function: ATP binding.
CCGCCGCCUCGGCUCCCUCGGCCACCGCCGGCCACUCCACCCGUCGCCGUCGAGCCCAGUCAAGAUGGUGGUCGCCGUGGCGAAUGCCGCCGCCGCCGCCGCCCCCACCGCCGUCACGGCCGCCGACGCCGAUUCCCCUGCAUCCGUCCUGGAGGACGAGAAAAUGUCCGGGGCCAAGGACGAGGGAAACGCCGGCGAUUCGAAGCGCCAGGCCACUGAAGAUCAGUCACUGAACUCCGUCAGAGAGGGGAAGUCUGAUGAGUUCCAGGACGGCGUCGCGGGUUUGGUAACGGAGGUGAUGGCCAAGGAGGAAGAGGAGCUGUACCAGGCCCGGCUCAAGGCAGAUGAAGAGGAGGCCAGGAAGAGGGAAGAUCGGAAGGCUUUUGAUCCGAAUGAGCGGUUCAGCAAGUUGGACGAGCUGCUGACAAAGACACAGCUCUUUUCUGAAUUCCUGCUUGAGAGGAUGGAGCAGAUCACAGAUAAAGCUGUUGAAGUUAAAGAUGAAGAUGAACCUGUGGAAGAGCAGAAGAAAGGGCGCGGCAGAAAGAGGAAAGCAAAGGCUAAGCCAAAGUACAACGAUAAGAAGGCUAAGACAGCAGUCGCAGCCAUGCUUACAAGAUCGCGUGAAGACCGUACUGCUGAUGAUAGUACUCUCACUGAAGAAGAAAGGUGGGAGAAAGAGCAAGCCAAUCUUGUUCCAUUAUUGACUGGAGGAAAGUUGAAAUCUUACCAGAUAAAGGGCAUUAAGUGGUUAAUAUCGCUGUGGCAAAACGGCCUAAAUGGAAUACUAGCUGAUCAAAUGGGCCUCGGGAAAACAAUCCAGACAAUUGGAUUUCUUGCCCAUCUCAAAGGAAAUGGUAUGGACGGUCCGUACAUGGUUAUUGCUCCCCUUUCUACUCUGUCAAACUGGUUAAAUGAGUUAUCAAGAUUUGCUCCAUCUCUGAUUGGUCUGAUUUAUCAUGGAGAUAAAGUGGCUCGGGCAGAGCUAAGGAGGAAAUUCAUGCCCAAAAAAGUUGGCCCUAAUUUUCCGAUAAUAAUCACUUCAUUUGAGAUGGCCAUGUUUGAUGCAAAACUUCUUGCUAAUUACCAGUGGAAGUAUGUUGUUGUCGAUGAGGGGCAUCGGUUGAAAAAUACUAAUUGUAAAUUAUUGAGGGAGCUAAGGCGCAUUCCGAUGGAGAAUAAGCUCCUUCUGACUGGGACACCUCUUCAGAAUAACCUAGCAGAGCUGUGGUCACUACUGAACUUCAUUUUGCCUGAUAUAUUUUCAUCCCAUCAGGAAUUUGAGUCAUGGUUUGAUUUUUCUGGGAAGGGAGAUGGAGAACAACAGGAAGAAACUGAUGAGAACAAAAGAGUCCUUGUUGUCUCAAAACUUCAUGCCAUUUUGCGUCCAUUCCUUCUAAGGCGGAUGAAGGAGGAUGUAGAACACAUGCUUCCACGAAAGAAAGAGAUAAUCAUUUAUGCUAACAUGACUGAACAUCAGAAACAAAUCCAGAAUCACUUGGUUGAGAGGACAUUCGACAACUACUUGCAUGAGAACACAGAUAUUGUUUUGCGGAGACCUGGCAUCAAGACGAAGCUAAAUAAUCUACUCAUUCAGCUCAGGAAAAAUUGUGGCCACCCUGAUCUUUUGGAUGCUGCAUUCGACACAAGCUACUUCUAUCCACCUGUUGAAAAGCUUCUCGAACAAUGUGGCAAAUUUCAGCUGUUGGAUAGGUUACUGGAUGCUCUACUCAAACGAAAUCACAAGGUCCUUAUAUUUUCGCAGUGGACAAAAGUUUUGGACAUCCUUGACUAUUAUUUGGAUACAAAAGGCCUGAAGGUUUGCCGAAUUGAUGGUAAUGUUAAGCUGGAAGAUAGGAGGAAGCAGAUAGCGGAGUUUAAUGACUUGAACAGUGGUCUGAACGUCUUCAUUCUAAGCACGCGUGCUGGUGGGCUUGGUAUCAACCUUACUUCUGCUGAUACUUGCAUCCUGUAUGACAGUGACUGGAACCCUCAGAUGGAUUUACAGGCUAUGGAUCGAUGCCACCGCAUUGGUCAAACAAAACCGGUUCAUGUUUAUCGGCUGGCAACAUCGAAUUCUGUUGAGGUAUGUCUAGGGGAUGAUCUUCAGACUCUUACUUGGCUAAUUUUUGUGGCAUCAGGGCUCAUCUCCUCAUUGUCACAGGGUCGGAUUAUCAAGAGAGCUUUUGGAAAGCUUAAGCUAGAGCAUGUGGUGAUUGGGAAGGGACAGUUUCAACAAGAUGCCGCCAAGCCUAAUGCCUUAGAUGAGGCGGAGCUGCUGGCGCUGCUGAGAGAUGAGCAGGGCGAGGAAGACAGGUUGAUCCAGACGGAUAUCAGUGACGAGGACCUUCUGAAGGUGAUGGACCGGAGCGACCUGACCGGCCCUGCUGCGGCUGCCAGUGCCGCCCCUCUUGUCCCUCUGAAAGGGCCUGGCUGGGAGGUGGUGCUGGCCUCGAAGAGCGGUGGCGGCAUGCUCUCGGCGCUCACCAGCUGAGCCGUCGAUGGUGACUCCUCGCUGUUUUGAUGAUUGGGCUUGUUGGCCGCCUAAUGGUCGGCAGCGGUUCAAGCUACGUUUUGGUGGGUUGUGUUCUAAGGUUAUGCUUGUGCCUUCUUCCAAGCUAGCUAGGCAACCUAAGGAAGAUUUUAGAUCUUUCAGGUUUUGGUGUAGGACUGCCGAUCUUUAUUAGUACAUGCAGACGCAUGUGGAGAUCGUGUGAUGGCGAUGAAAUGCAGUUGCUCCUGCUGUGUUGUGCACGUUGUGCUUCGUUGCAAGAAUCUGGAGAGAAUGCAGGUUAACUAUUUUAAUCGUGUUGUCUUUUA